AUGCUAAAAUGUGGAAUAGAGAAAAAUUAUCAAAAAGCUCAUGUAGAAAUAUUCAGCUUCUACAUGUUGCUUGAAUGGGAAGAAUUGCAGGAUAUUGUUCACACCUACAACCACUUUGCUUCUCAAUUUUUGAGAGUAUCUUCUAUGAUCGCUAAUGGCGUUCCUAACAUAUCCUUAAACUUAAAAUCUACUCAAAGUUUUGACAUACGUUAUCGCAAUAAACCUACCUCAUCUGAAAUAGCAGUAUUAUUACCUGCUGAUGGCAGUGAUCAUAUAGCCCAUAGAGAUAUUAUCUUAAAAACUAUAUCUGGUCCUUUAAGACGUAUUAACGAGCUCCAUUCCUCAUACGAUCCCUUGCAAUAUGUUCUUCUUUUUCCCAGGGGCGAUAUUGGAUAUCACCCAUCCAUUCAUUAUAGAAACUCAACUAAUAAAUAUGUUACCUGCAGAGAGUACUAUGCCUAUCGCUUUAUGAGGCAGGAUGAUGAGAAUGUUAUUUUAAGAUCCAAAAGUCUUUUUCACCAAUUUAUCGUCGACAGUUAUUCCAAACAGGAAAUGCUUCGAUUAAAUUUUAUACGUAAUAAUCAAUCCAAAUUACGCGCCGAACUCUAUCAAGGCAUACAUGAUGCUAUUUUAGAGGGAGAUACUAAUGCCGACAAUCUUGGCAGAAGAAUAAUUUUGCCUUCUUCUUUUACCGGUAGCCCAAGGCAUAUACAUCAGCUUUAUCAGGACGCAAUGGCUAUUGUACUCUGCUUUGGUAAGCUAUCAUUAUUAUCAUUAUUCACCACUUUCACCUGCAACCCUAAAUGGGAUGAAAUAAUGCGUGAAUUAUUUCGUCAUCAGACCCCAAACGACCGCCCAGAUUUAGUUUGUCGCGUUUUUCGUCAAAAAUUAAAAUGUCUAAAAAAGGAUUUGCUCUAUUAUCAUGUUCUUGGCAGAGUAAUCGCUUAUAUAGAUGUCAUAGAAUUCCAGAAAAGAGGUUUGCCUCAUUGUCAUAUGUGCCUUAUACUAGAUAAAUCUCAUAGGCUACCAACGGCUGAUACUUAUGAUGAGGUAGUUUGUGCUGAGAUUCCUAACAAAAUAACUGAGCCUAAGCUGUUUCAAAUUAUUAGCAAUUUUAAUACACAUGGGCCAUGUGGUAUAACAUUUCCUAAUAGUCCCUGCAUGAUUGAUGGAAAAUGUUCAAAAAAAUAUCCUAAAUCAUUUGUGGAUACCUCUUCUAUUGAUAAGUAUGGUUAUCCUUUAUAUCGGCGGCGAAAUGAUGGCGUUACCUUCCAAAAAAAAUUAAACGGAUUUAUAUUUAACAACCGUUGGAUUAUUCCUUAUAAUAAACACUUAUCAAAAAAAUAUAAUGCACAUAUAAAUGUAGAAAUUUGUUCUUCAAUCCAGUCCAUAAAAUACCUAUAUAAGUAUCGUUACAAAGGCCAUGACAGAACUACUGCAUCUCUUUCCAUUAAUAAUGUCGAUGAAACUACCCAGUUCAUUGAUGCUCGAUAUAUAUCCGCCAUAGAAUCGCUAUGGCGUACUCUGGAUUUUGAAAUGCAGGAUCAUUCUCCUGCAGUCUAUCGUUUAGACCUUCAUCUACCUAAUCAACAUUUGAUCCUUUUUCAAUCUAAUACUGAUUUAAAUAAUAUCUUAACUAAAAAUCCUGGUACAAAAUUAACCGAAUGGGGUGAUGAUAAGGUUAUUCGUAUACGCACAGUUUCUCCUAAAGAGGGUGAGGUUUUUUAUUUAAGACUAUCACUUAAUUAUGUAGCUGGGCCAACAUGCUUUGAAGAUCUACUCUCUUUUAAUGGAAUUGUCAGUAAUACUUUUAAAGAUGCAUGUAUUCGACAUGGUCUGUUAUCAGAUGAUGCGGAAUGGAACCAUUGUUUAGAGGAAGGUCUUUCAUUUAAGAUGCCAUAUCAAUUGCGCCAGUUAUUUUCUGUUAUUUUAUUACAUUGUGAGCUGAGAGAUCCUCUAGGUCUAUGGAAUUCUUUUAAAUUUUAUCUUUGUGAAGAUUUUGCCAAGAAAAUAUCAUCAGAGCCGGAUAACCUUAUCAACGAAAAUCUCGCCCUAUGCCACGUCAAUCAAAUUUUGAUUCAAAAUGGUAAAUCUCUUAAGGAUUUUUUGGGAAUGCCUAUCCAUUUAUUAUCCACUCAAUCUCCAUCUGCCACAGCUAAUAUUAGGUGUCACCUUAUUCGGGAGGAAAUUUCCCACGAUACUGAUGAUAUUGCUGAUGAAACGAUAACCGAGGAUGAAGCGAAGUUUUAUCCCACUGAAUUUUUAAACUCUUUAAGUAUAUCAGGAUUACCACCUCACAAACUUUUAUUCAAAGUCGGGGUACCUAUAAUAUUAAUGCGUAACUUAAAUUCUUCUUCUGCUUUGAAUAAUGGGACUAAAAGGAUUAUAACUCCUUUGCUACCAAAUAUAAUUGAGGCGAAAUUUGUUUCUGGUAGUUUUCUCAUUACUGAAGUUCUCAUUCCUAGAAUAAGUUUAAUUCCUACAGAUUCUGGCUUGCCAUUUUCCUUUAAGCGCCGCCAAUUUCCCGUGAGACCUGUUUUUGUCAUGACAAUUAAUAAAGCUCAGCUAUAUGUGGCUAUGUCUCGAGUUUGUUCUCCUCAUAAAUUAAAGAUUAUAACUAAUGAUAAAACAAGAACUACAAUCAAUGAUGUAUAUCAAGAAGUUAUAUCCGAUUAA
Gordionus sp. m RMFG-2023 is the source of this 2676-nucleotide messenger RNA. RefSeq lists its product as uncharacterized. Lineage: Eukaryota; Metazoa; Nematomorpha; Gordioida; Chordodea; Parachordodidae. The transcript is spliced from 5 exons. The coding region runs from base 1 to 2676 and encodes 891 amino acids. The record is from RefSeq and is a predicted model, not a curated record.